Colletotrichum gloeosporioides is the source of this 993-nucleotide messenger RNA. RefSeq names its product Tyrosinase ustQ. Gene Ontology annotation, molecular function: oxidoreductase activity. The record is from RefSeq and is a predicted model, not a curated record. Lineage: Eukaryota; Fungi; Ascomycota; Sordariomycetes; Glomerellales; Glomerellaceae. Bases 1 to 993 code for a protein of 330 amino acids. The transcript has 5 exons.
AUGGUUAAACCCAACAUCAUCAGAACGAUCGUUCUGGGCAUGGCCUCGGCUGUCUCUGCGACUUGCACCGACCCGGCUCAGCGGAAGUCAUGGUCGGCUUUGACUUCUGCGCAGAAGGCCGAGUACAUCGAUUCAACUUUAUGUCUCAUGGACCCGGAGAGGUCGCCUUCAAUCUCUCAGUACGCAGGAUCCAAGACUAUAUGGGAAGACCUCCAGGUCGCUCAUGUAGCUCAAGUUCAAUUCAUCCAUCGCGUUGGUGCAUUCCUUCCCUGGCACCGUUGGUAUAUGACGGUCCACGAGAACCUUCUCCGUGAACACUGCAGUUACACCGGACCCCUUCCGUACUGGGAUGAACAGACGGAUGAGGCCGCAGGCCCCCUGACAUCAGCCAGUAUUUGGGGCAACGACCCUGCCACCUCCUUUGGGACUGGUGCCUCCGAUAGCAACGGCUGUCUUGUCGAUGGGCCUUUCACCGGUGUCGCGUACGACCUCACCGCCAAUCUCGAGAGGGGUGCUACCCACUGUCUUUCCUACAAGUUGAACCAGGCACAGUUCGAUCUUGCUGCUCAGGAUAUUGUUGACGCUUGCGACGCACUUGAGACCUACGAUGACUUUAACAACUGUAUUGGAGGCUCGCCUCACACCUCUGGUCACUUUGCCAUUGGAGGCACCAUGGAUGACGUGUCCCUCUCCCCAGCCGAUCCUCUUUUCUUUAUGCACCACACCAACCUGGACCGAAUUUGGUACGAGUGGCAAACACGAAACGAGUCUCGCUUGACGGACAUAGCUGGACAGAACGUAGCUACGAGCACCAUCUUAACUUCGUCUCAGCCGAAGAGCCUUCCCGAGUCGGCAUUCGUCCCUUACUUUGGAGAUAAUGGCGAUGUGACCACCUUAGAUCACGUUAUGUGGAUGGCCGGGAUCGUCCCGAAUAUCACCAUUCGUGAGGUUAUGGACGUCAAGAGCGAAGCAAUCUGCGCCGAGUAUGUUUAA